Penicillium angulare is the source of this 1260-nucleotide messenger RNA. RefSeq lists its product as uncharacterized. Gene Ontology annotation, biological process: transmembrane transport. The transcript has 5 exons. Gene Ontology annotation, cellular component: fungal-type vacuole membrane. Gene Ontology annotation, molecular function: transmembrane transporter activity. Lineage: Eukaryota; Fungi; Ascomycota; Eurotiomycetes; Eurotiales; Aspergillaceae. Bases 1 to 1260 code for a protein of 419 amino acids. The record is from RefSeq and is a predicted model, not a curated record.
AUGGAUGAAAAGUACGACCGGUCUACUGUUGGACCACAAGACGUUGACACAGACGACAAUGCCAGCUCAUCACCUAAACAAAAACUUGAAGAAGAUGACAAGGAUUUCGACAGCUGGAAAGGCUGGGUGGUAGUGAUGGCUUCUUCAUGCAUUUUGUUCAUUUACUUAGGAAUUGUCUACUCAUGGGGCGUGUUGGAAACGGAACUUGUGAAUACGACGUCCUUCUCAUUGACGACGAUGACUUUUGUCGGGUCCUUGGCUACCUCAUUUAUGGUUUCAAUUGGCUUUUUAGUGGGUGCCUUUUUUAUGGGACUUGGAGAGUUCCUCGCUAGCUGGGUGACGGACAACCUAGUGGGGUUGUUUAUCUGUCACAGCGUGGUAUUUGGCGUUGGAGGAGGCUUGACUAUUUUGCCUUGUUCGACUGUGCCUCUUCGGUGGUUCCGCAAACAUCGCGGUCUUGCAACUGGAGUGGUAUUUGGAGGAGGAAGUCUCGGGGCUGCGAUUAUGAGUGUUGCUACCAAUUUACUUGUUGCUGAAGUCGGUGCUGCAUGGACCUUUCGUAUCUUCGGGAUACUUCUGUGGGCUAUUUGUUUGCCAGCAGGGUUUGUCAUUCGACAACCAAAUCAUGCCAAGGCGACCGUUCCAGAACUCCAGUGGUUCCGGUUCAAAGAACGCAAGUUCCUUGUUUUGUUCAUCGGCAGUGGAAUUGGCUGUUUCCCCUUGUUUGUUCCAUCAUAUUUCAUCCCGAUCUUUGCUCGCGUGGUGGCUUCGCAGCGAGUGGCUAUCAUCAUCCUGGCAUUUUGGAACAUAGCCUCAACAGUUGGGCGUGUGGGAGGCGGCUUUUUAGCCGACACGGCCUUGGGGCCACUAAACAGUCUCGUUCUUUCUCUAUUUCUGGCUGGCGUCAGCUCCUUGGUGAUCUGGCCGUUUUCCAGCUCCAUCGCAGUGUUGUCGGUAUUCAUUGUGAUAAAUGGUAUUGGAUGCGGUGCAUUCUUCAGCCUUAUUCCUACAACAGUUGGGUCGAUGUUCGGUGCUCAAAAUGCCUUGGGUAUUCUACCUCUUCUGUGGCUCGGAUGGUUCUUUGGUUACUUCUUUGGUUCUCCCAUUGCAGCCGGUCUCUAUUCGCUGGCUGACAAAAAUUCUGGAAUUUCUGCUUAUCGACCAGCGGCUUAUUAUACGGGCGCAAUGUCAAUCGUGGGCAUGCUAAUCAUUAUAGCUGUCCGGUGCAUGUACUCCCGGAAGUUCAUGGCCCGCGUUUGA